Molecule: messenger RNA, 1770 nt
Organism: Trichoplusia ni (cabbage looper)
Lineage: Eukaryota; Metazoa; Arthropoda; Insecta; Lepidoptera; Noctuidae
Product: nuclear transcription factor Y subunit gamma-like
Exons: 8
Coding region: 221-1084 (287 amino acids)
Biological process (GO): regulation of DNA-templated transcription
Cellular component (GO): CCAAT-binding factor complex; nucleus
Molecular function (GO): protein heterodimerization activity; DNA-binding transcription activator activity, RNA polymerase II-specific; DNA binding
Source: RefSeq, a predicted model, not a curated record
AAGCUUGUGACUGGUCAUCGGUGGACGAAUCGUGGGUCGGGCGCAUUUUCAGUAAUUGUUGAUUGGAGAUCUCCAAAUAUUACACUGAUUAUUGGUUACUGUGUUUUAUUAACUUUGGAAGCGGUUACUGUAUUUCUAAUCGCGUAAAAACAAUAAUAUUAUUUGUUAUAAACUCGGUGUAAUUUGUGAAAAAGUCGAGGUCGGCGUGUCGCUUGACAAGAUGUCCGUGUGUUUCUUUGUGCCUGCUGACCAGACGAGCGGUUCAGUUGCGUCGGAGGACGUCGACGGGGAUGUAGUGGGUGAGGAGAGCUCGCCCGCGGAGACCGCACAGCAGAGCCUGCAGCAGUUCUGGCUGAAAGUCACCGAGGACAUUAAGAAGGUUAAUGCGGACGACCUAAAAUCGCAAGCUCUGCCCCUCGCUCGCAUAAAGAAGAUAAUGAAAUUGGAUGAGGAAGUGAAGAUGAUAUCGGCUGAGGCCCCGGUGCUGUUCGCGAAGGCCGCGGAGAUCUUCAUACACGAGCUGACGCUGCGGGCCUGGUCACACACCGAGGACAACAAGCGGAGGACGCUACAGCGGAACGACAUAGCGAUGGCGAUAACUAAGUGCGACCAGUUCGACUUCCUGAUCGAUAUCGUGCCGCGCCACGAGGUGAAGCCGCACAAGCCGCGCUACGAGCACCCGCCCAGACCAGCCCCGCAAGUUGAACAGUUGGCACAACAGCACCAAGCGACGCUCUCCACCACUGCCCAGCCGCAAAUUGUGAUACAGCCUUGUGCGCAAGUUGUACAGACGUCAGGGGCCUCGGGAUCGACGUCCAACAACGUUGUGUCCCAGCAGCCGGUCACUCUGGUGCAGCAGGUGGUCACGCCGUCCGGCGAGCUGCAGCAGUUGCCGAUCCAGCUAACACAAGCGCAGUUGAACAUGAUCCGUCUACAAGUGCAGAACAAUCCGAACCAGCCUAUCAUCAUACAGGCACAGCCGCAACAAUCGCCACAGAUCAUCCAGGUAUCCCAACAAGCGCAGCACCAGCCCCAGCAGCAGGUUUUCCUGGCGCAAGUGGCUACAACCCAAGAGGAUUCCUAGUGCGAGGACACCGACACCCAGGGUGAAUCGGACUAACUUUACACAGUGAUACUACAGUGCUUUAGUCACUAAGCGGAUACAAAGUGAUGUGACUCAAUGUGUAGUUUAUAAAGUGGGUGCUGUGUAAACAAUUUGAUAAAUAUAACCUGUGGUGUCCAUUGAUUGAACAAUUUGACGUAAUAGAAAUGACCUAUGGUGACUAGGAUUAAAAUUAUGGCUAAAACAAUAUGAACUGUUUAGGUAAAUUAGGAUACUAUAUAGUUAUGGUAAAUAGUGUUAGUUAAAUAAUUAUAUUGUACUAAAUUGUUUAAAAAUCAAAGGUUAUGGAGAUAUACAAAUACAUUUAUGAUUUUUGGCUGCCAUUAAUGCGCCAUCUAGCAGGAUCAUUUUACUGGAAGACUGUCAGUCUGUUAUUUUUGUAAAGAAAGCUCUUAUUUAAUAUUGUAAUUAAGUCAGUGUCAGGUUGUGCGUUUCUGACAAAACACGCAGUAGAAAAUAUAAGUGAAACGACAUUAUAACUUUAAUAUGGCAAAGUCUAUAGAUAUUUUUGUGGCGUAGGUAUCAGGAGAGCUUAUUUUGUUAUUUAAUGUGAUGAUUACAAAUUACAAAAGUAAAAUAACUUUUUACCAUGUGAUCGAGAGGGACGGCUCUAUUGGUACUCAAUAUUGUGAUGUCACAAAAAAAAA